Molecule: messenger RNA, 1482 nt
Organism: Cylindrotheca closterium
Lineage: Eukaryota; Bacillariophyta; Bacillariophyceae; Bacillariales; Bacillariaceae
Source: the annotation of a GenBank genome assembly
AUGGAAGCGAGAAGUGCAAUGCACAUACUCAAUGCUCCAAGCACCAAAAGUCUGAAGUAUGCAAUCCAAUCUGGUCUCAUCAAGAACUGUCCUAUCACUGAAGAAGCGAUCAAUCAUGCAGAAGCAAUCUUUGGACCUGACGCAUCUACAUUGAAAGGCAAGUCAACAAGACCAACUCCAAAGAAGACACACAAUGACUUCUUAAGUCCACCAGAGGAAUUGUAUCAACAUAAUCGAUCAAUUACCAACCUGAAGACUGACCCUGUAUUUGAAACAUUGGAUAAGAUAUUCCGCCACUGCAACAAGGCAGGCUUUCAAGUCAAGAUGAUAAAGUGUGAUCAAGCAUUCAUUCCUCUAACGGAUGAUAUGCUAGACAAUAUAGGUGUUACUAUUGACCCAACUGCAGCUGGAGACCAUGAGCCUACAGCUGAGCAAAACAAUAGGACGCUUAAAGAACGAGUCAGAGUAGCUCUUGCACAUAGAAAAAGAAAAACAAAAAACGAAAAGCACCGAACCGAUCGGAACUUUGCAAAUGGUAUUUGUAGUUUAAGUACUAAAGUCUAUGUAGAAAUUGCUGAAGUUUUUAUCAAUUCAUUGGCAUUUCACUGUUUUACAAUGGGGAAGUAUACAUCAUUGAAGGUUGUUUCAACGACUGCCAACAAGGCGGGCGGGUCCACAUCCAAAUCGGUUUCUGUCGCCAAAAAGAGCGAAGAAAAAAGAUUGGAAAACGCAUCUGCAGUUGAUUUAUGUCAACCUAAGGACAGGGAUCCCAGUGGUAACAAUAUUUCGGAGAUUCAAGAGUUGAUAGCAUUCUUUUCUCCACUGAUCGAUUUUGGUCUUUCUACUCAUGACCUGGUUGCUAUCGGCUACAAUUAUAAUUCCACUAAGAUUUUGUUUGGCAACUCCAUUUUCAAUCAAUGGAUGGAAACCCAUAACAAUUGGUUGACCCAAGCGCUUCCACGGUUUGACAGCCCGUUCAAAGACCCCUAUGCUAACUAUUCAGUUGAAGUCAGGGUCAACAUGCUAUUCGCUCAAUAUGCAAACGAUUGGCGGCAAGCGUUGAAAUUCCUGAUCUCGCUUUUUGAUGAUGAUGCCAUGGGCAAUGUUGACAAGAAUAUGGAAUACACAUGGGGGGUGAUUGAGGGAUUUCCCAACAAUGAAACUAAUAAGGUGGAGAUUCACAAGGGGGUCAAAAAGAUAUUUGAUCCUGAUUACAAAGAUUUGGAGGAGGAAGACAAUCCAGUGGGCGCCAAGGACACUGGCCUUGUCAAUAAGUUCGGCCAACCAGAUGGGUGGGACUCUGACGAGACAGUUGACGACAACUCCAACAACAGAAGGCACGACAUGGAAAUAGACGGCAAUUUUGAUUCUGGUGACAAUCGCAUCCACAACGACGAUGAUGCCAAGGACGAGGUGGAGGAGGAUGACGAGGAUACUGACAAAUCGACCAAGAAUUCCGUCAUUCUCGUGGAAAGCUCUUAA